Molecule: messenger RNA, 834 nt
Organism: Miniopterus natalensis
Lineage: Eukaryota; Metazoa; Chordata; Mammalia; Chiroptera; Miniopteridae
Source: RefSeq, a predicted model, not a curated record
GGUGUUGUGACUCGGGCAGCCUAUCCCGAGGGUGGGGAGCUGCGGAGGAGCCCGAGCCCAGCGGUACUCGGCAGCGUCACGUGCCGGGGUGGGGGCUAUAAAAUCCCGGAGCCAGGGCGCCGGGCGGGGGACGUGAGGACUAGCCCUCUCCAGGGACCCCUUUGUUCGCAGCCCAGACGCCGACACCUCCGCGUCCCCAAGGGCUUGACCGCCCGCAUCCGCGCCGCGCCCCGGGCCGCCCCGUGAACAGGAGAGGGGAGGGGGCGCCACGCCGGCCGGGCCCUCCGGCCACCCACCCCGCCCGUCAUGUCGCGCUCCUUCUAUGUGGACUCGCUCAUCAUCAAGGACUCCUCGCGACCCGCGCCCUCGCUGCCUGAGCCGCACCCCGGGCCCGAUUUCUUCAUCCCGCUGGGCAUGCCGUCCCCGCUGGUGAUGUCCAUGUCCGCGCCCGGCUGCUCGUCCCGCAAGAGCGGCGCGUUCUGCGUCUGCCCGCUCUGCCCGGACGCCAGCCAGGUGCCCAACGGCAAGCGGAUGAGGACCGCGUUCACCAGCACGCAGCUCCUGGAGCUGGAGCGGGAGUUCUCUUCCAACAUGUACCUGUCUCGGCUCCGGAGGAUCGAAAUCGCAACGUACCUGAACCUAUCGGAGAAGCAGGUGAAAAUCUGGUUUCAGAACCGCCGGGUAAAGCAUAAGAAGGAAGGGAAGGGCGCGCAGAGGAACAGUCACGCGGGCUGCAAGUGCGUCGGCGGCCAAGCGCACUACGCGCGCUCCGAGGACGAGGAGUCCCUGUCGCCCGUCUCUGCCAGCGAGGACAAGGAGAUUUCCCCCUUGUGA